AUGCCAGCACACCUGAGCUUCCUACAAUCGAACGUGAACCACUCCGCCGGAGCGCAGGACCUUCUGCUGCAGUCCAUGGCGGAGUGGCAGGUAGACCUGGCGGUGGCCUGCGAGCCCUACUUCGUCCCUCCCCUACCUCACUGGCUGGGGGACUCGGACGACACCGUGGCGGUUCUCACGAGGAGCGGAACGGGCCCCCCCCUCUCACUCAUCGAGAGGGGCUCGGGCUACGUAGUGGUGGGGUGGGGGGAGUACGUCGUCGUCGGUACGUACUUCUCCCCUAAUCGCAGCCUGGCUGAGUUCGAGACUUACCUCGGCUUAGUCAGAGCUGCGGUGGCCAGGCAGUCGCCGAAACCGAUACUGGUUCUCGGCGACUUAAACGCAAAGUCGCGUGCCUGGGGCAACCCCGCCACGAAUCCGCGAGGGAGGGCCGUCCAGGUGUGGGCCCUGCUCUCCGACCUGUCCCUUCUAAACAGGGGGCAGGUUCACACCUGCGUGCGACAUCAGGGGGGUUCCGUGGUG
Messenger RNA from Vanessa atalanta (red admiral), 522 nucleotides. RefSeq lists its product as uncharacterized. The annotation marks the transcript as partial. The record is from RefSeq and is a predicted model, not a curated record. Gene Ontology annotation, molecular function: catalytic activity. NCBI's taxonomy places the organism in Eukaryota, Metazoa, Arthropoda, Insecta, Lepidoptera, Nymphalidae. The transcript has a single exon.